Neopelma chrysocephalum (saffron-crested tyrant-manakin) is the source of this 6495-nucleotide messenger RNA. RefSeq names its product adenosine deaminase, tRNA specific 1 (gene ADAT1). Gene Ontology annotation, biological process: RNA processing. NCBI's taxonomy places the organism in Eukaryota, Metazoa, Chordata, Aves, Passeriformes, Pipridae. The transcript is spliced from 9 exons. The record is from RefSeq and is a predicted model, not a curated record. Gene Ontology annotation, molecular function: RNA binding; adenosine deaminase activity. Bases 75 to 1583 code for a protein of 502 amino acids.
GAGGGUGCGGGUGGCGGUUCGCGGGCUGUGAGGGAAUCCGGCCCCGCUCGGAGCCUGCACCUGCACCGGGAGCCAUGUGGUCAGCUGAUGAAAUCGCUGGGCUGUGCUACCUGCAUUAUAGGACGAGACUCCCCAGGCAGGGGAAGCCAGAUCCAAACAGGGAAUGGACUUCACUGGCAGCUGUUGUCAAAGUGGAGUCUGCAGCCCAAACUGAGGUUUUUGCUAGUCCGGGGAACCUCCAGGUAUCUAAGGAAGUUGUUGCUAUGGGAACUGGAACAAAAUGUAUUGGCCAAAACAAAAUGAGAAAAAAUGGAGACAUUUUGAAUGACAGUCAUGCUGAAGUUGUGGCCAAGAGGAGCUUCCAGAGGUACCUUCUCCAUCAGAUGUGGCUGGCAGUUUCCCAUCAGCAGUGUAGUAUCUUUAGUCCGGGAACUGAAACUGGAAAAUGGAAACUCAAACCAAAUAUCACAUUUGUUUUCUUCUCCAGUCAUACCCCAUGUGGAGAUGCUUCUAUUAUUCCAAUGAGUGAAGCAGAGAAGCAGCUUUCUAAGCCAGUGACUGCAGGUGAUGGAGCUGGACAAUCAGCAGAAUGUAGAAGUAACCAUAAUCAUUUGUGUCCAGGAGAUAAAAGGAAAGCAGAGAACAUGACAAAUAAUCGUGCAAGCAAGAGAAUGAAGACUGAAGAUGAUGGUUGUUUUUCCACAGUCACCGAAGACCUGCCUGUUCAGCAAGAAUCUGUAAAACGAGAAGACGACACAAAUCAAAAGUGCUGUGACUGUUCUGCAGAGAUUCAAACAGCUCAUAAGGAGACUGGCUUAGUGAGACCAAAGGUGGUAGAUGUUCAUAGAACUGGAGCCAAAUGUGUGCCUGGAGAGCUGGAUGAUGCCCGAACACCUGGGCUGGGGUACCACUGUGUGGGAUUAUUACGAGUGAAGCCAGGUCGUGGAGACAGAACCUGCUCUAUGUCCUGCAGUGAUAAACUGGCUCGCUGGAAUGUGUUAGGGUGUCAAGGAGCUCUUCUCAUGCAUUUCCUGCAGUAUCCAGUGUAUCUGUCGGCAGUUAUAGUGGGGAAGUGUCCAUAUAGCCAAGAAGCCAUGCGGAGAGCAAUUAUUGAAAGGUGUAAGCACAUCUCAUCUUUACCAGAUGGUUUUCUGGCUCAGGAGGUUAAGCUGCUGCAGUCGGAUCUUCGAUUCGAACACAGUCGUGAGGCAGUUCAGGAAAUUCAAUCUAACAGCAAAACAAAACUUGUUCCUUGUAGUGCAGCCAUCAGUUGGAGCGCAGUCCCUGAGGAACCUCUGGAUGUCACCUCAAAUGGCUUCCGCCAGGGAACAACAAAGAAGGGGAUUGGGAGCCAUCAGAGCAGAUCCAAGAUCUGUAAAGUGGAGCUCUUCCAUAAAUUCCAAAAGCUGGUGACAAGUAUUUCACAAGAGGAUCUACCAGACACUCUCCGGAUGAAGACUCUAAAAACCUACUGGGACUACAAGGAAGCUGCAUUAAAUUAUCAAGAAGCCUGGAAAGUGCUGCGUAGCCAAGCCCUGCUGGGUUGGGUCAAGAAUGCCAAGGAAUACUUGCACUUCACAUGAGAAUCCAUGUGGCUAUGUACAUCCAGCAAUAAGCUCUGGUCCACAGCAGAUACCUCUGCAGUUCAAGGUCCAGGAAAAGGUGUCCUCAAUUCAUGUGCUGUAAAGAGACAGGAGUGAAAAAGAAAGAAAUUUAUAGAGGUCUUUAUUUUCGUUGUGUUGAAGUGCCCUUUUUAUUUAAAUGCAGAAAACAAUCAUUGCUGACUUGAAGUUCUGAGCUGCAUGAAACAAUAUGCCUCCAAAAGAAAGGAAGCAGGGAUGUGCUGCCCUCUGUUAUAUGAGGAUAUGAUCAAUCUGCCAUAAUUGUUGCAGUGAAAGUAAUGUCACCUGAAAUUGAAGCAGUGCUGUGGAAGAAAGGCCGUCAUUGUAAAAUUUUAGUGCUGCUUUUUUCUUCCACUCCUCAUAAUGUUAUGAUUGGUUUUCUGUUGCUGGGACAACACUAAUGUAUAGUAAGUAAUAUUUUUAUAACUCUUGGCUCUCUCCUUGUCUGGUGCCUGGAAGAAUUUUCCAUGUCCCCCAGCCCCAUUGCUUCUAACUGGAAAUACUAGUUCUGUUAAAGCGUCAUUUUUUCUGGGAAUCAUUCAUAUAUAGUGCUACUUACUAAAUAUAGCCACAGCUACUGCCACAGCAGAAGUGAAAGAGUGCUGGGGAGGAGUUUGUGUCAAAUAAUACCUCUUAUGAUAUCCCAUGCAUCUCUCUUAAUUUCAGGACUUUGACAGAUAACCCUCCAACUGCUUUGCUUCCACAGGAAAGAAAGAAAUGUCCUGAAUUACGUGAUUCAAACCUGUCAAUCCUGUGGAAUGACAGGCAAACAUUUACCUACUUUUCAGUGUUUCAAGCACUGUGCAUCCCCCUUGUCCCCCUGUGGGACACGGUUAAUUAAAAGCAGAAAUGCCUUAGCCAUUUAUGUCACUCUUCCCUGGCAAGUGUUCAUUAAUAACCUGGCAAAGGUGGAGGUGCUUUGGGGGGACUGAAAGUAGUCUCUGGCAUGCGUCUUGCAGUCUCUUGUCAUCAUGCUUUAUUACCAACUAACAUCUGCAUGGCAAAACCGUCAGCACUGCGAGCAGUUGUGGGGGAAGCAGUGGAUGGAUAAUCCUCCCUAAACUUUCUGUCCCAGUUAUUGCCUUCUGUGAGCAAGUUCAGGACUGUGUAGCUGCUACUGAGCACACUCCCCCUUUGUAUUUUUUCUCUUGUAAACCACAAAUCAUAAAAUAUUUGGACAAGGCAAUGGCAAGAUGAAAGAAGUGGAUAAUUUGGAGCAUAGGAAUUCUUCAGUGAUUUGAAUUUUCCGCUCUUCAGUAUAUUACAGUUUUGGAUUUGAAAAAUGGGCACAGCAGUUCUCCAAACAGCCUUUGCUGUCAACCUGCUGAGCUAGAUAUGGGACCAGACAGUAUACAUCACAUUACAUUCUGAGAAUUGAUUACAGCAAAUCCUUUUACUUCAUGAUUACAUUGACUUGUCAAAUAAGUAUAGUUCUCUCUCACUUGUUGAAGAAAUAAUAGAAAACUUGAAUUCCGUGUGUAUAAGCCUAUCCUCUGAAAUGCAGCACUAAGACCAGUUGUACUGGUGAGGGAGGAGUCAUUGUAUGUUUGUAGAGGGCAGGGGAUUAUGGAGAUUGGGUGACUUGCAUAAUUCAUCAGAGGAUAAAAAAUGGCCAGAUGCCAUUGCACAUGGGCCACAGGGUGAACUGCUGAAGACAAAUGGUAGCAGUUACUGUAGCUGAGCAAACAGCGUUCCAAAGGCAGUCCUGUAGUGUACAUAAAGAACUACCAGUAAAUUUCCAGGUUCCUGAAAUUUGCCUAUGUCGUUUCCUGAAAUCUUGCACAAACUAUUAACUUACCAUACCUACUGUCCCUUUGUUAAUCAACAAUGUCUUAGUGAACCUGCUGACCAGACUGGAAUGUUCCCAUUUCCUAUUCAGCUGCAAUAUUAAAAUGGGUUGUGUAAGACUCGUUCUGUAGUCUUGGCAUCAGACUGGUUUUCAGAUGAGCAGUUAUAUGAUUUAAAUUCUUAUAACUCUUUUCUAAAAUUUGAGCCUGGCUGUUAGGAUUGUUGCUGGUAAGAUUUUUCUGUGCAUUUGUAAGAUACUUGUGAACUGUCAGUGCCAUUUUUCUGUUACUUGUCAGAUUUAAAAUCAGUUUUCGAGGUGCUGAAUACUGAUAUUAACCUCAUGUUUUGGGUGGAGUUGAGGACAUAUUUAAGCUAGAGCAUGUCAAUGAAUAUACAAAGAGAGGGAAGGAGCUAAAACAAAACAGCAUUUAAAAGGCUAAGCCUGUGGAGGAUCUUAUACUCAACUGGAUGGCAUUUCUGUGACGGAAAAUAAGUAUUUAAAUGCUGCAUCUGUUUAAUUCCAAAAUGUCAAGAAAUGCUGUAAGCAGUACUGAGAAAGUGGUCUAAAAUUCAGAAGGGAAAGAUGCAGAGAUAGGAGAGGACAGUCUCUGCUUUUGUAAGAGGUAGCAAACUAAACUUUGAUCAUUGUCAGCAGCUCUUUGGAAGAACUGCUCCUGAAAAGUACCAGUUGAUGUGUUCCAAGCUUGUAUCACUCCUUUGUGCUAGGAUAGCUGACACCCUGAGAAACAGAGAUAGGCAGGGCACAGGGAGGACAGCAGAAUGCAGACUCUGCCACAGGGGAGCAGAGCUGGGUGGAGUGAAGUAACAGGAAUGAAGUUCAUGGUUAAGGACCACAUUAAAACAAUUCAUAGUGGGAGAGCAGAGCAUAGGAGGGUGCCAAGGCUCCCAUGGGAUGUGUCAAAUGCUCUACAGAGCAUAUUUGUACUACCCAGAUAGGUCCUUGACUUUCCCAAACUAAUAUGGGGACCAGUGGUCCCUGAUUGCCAGAAUAAAGAAACUGUAAUCAUUGAGUGGGAUGUCUUUAACAGCCUCACUGUUGGAGACAUCAUUCUGUUCUCAAUCAUAGUGAGAAGGCAGGGCAGACUCCCUGCUCAUCUUUAAGGAAGUCAAAACCAGAACAUAGAAACAAGUGUUUUUGUCCAAGGGUUAGGAGUAACCAAUCUGUUUGACCUGGAGGCUGCAGUUCCAUGAGACAGGAUGCUAUCAUCCCACUAACUUUGAAAAAGCAAGAUUUUGAUCUUCACAGUGUGCUUCCACUGCUCACCUUAAACAGGCUGGAAGGCUUACUAUCUCAAUACAUUCAGAGUAAAUUGAAGACUAUUUAAAUAACUGUAUUUGUAGAAAAACAAACCUCAAGUCCGAAGGAAGGUGUAGCCUUUCAGUAGAAAUUAAAUGAGCUUUGCAAUAAAUCCAGUAAGCACUAUAGGAAGGGAAGAGCUCAGGCUGUGCUGCUGAGGGCAGGAGAAUUCUGUUGGUAAGGAGGAAAGAAAGGUGUUGGAGUUCUUUCUCUCAUAGUAUCUGAUAAUGCCAUGAGCAGGUUGCAGCAAUGAUUUGCAGGUAGAAGCAAGAUAAUUUUUGAGAAAAGACCACCUAAAUGGUGUGAAUACUAAAUAUUUACUGAAUACUAAAUUCAUCCAGUUAUAUCAGUCUAGUUAUAUCAGAGGUGACAUUUCAGUUCAAAGAUAGGUGAUACAGAAGUGUUGCUGUGUAGUAGUAAGGAGGUAUUUCUUCGUUUUCUAUUCAGUAUAUUAAUUUAAAUGCCUUCCCAAUCUUAAAGGGUUAACAGCAAGUGAAGAUCAUAUGGGACCCAAGUGCUUAUAAUAAUUUUAUAGGAGUGACUGUACUUUCUAAAGGGAUGCAUUUCGUCUAUGCAUUUCAAAAGGAAAUCUCUUGAUGUUUUAUCACCAUUUUAAGUGCAUCUGCAGAGGAAAAGUAAAGUUACUGCUGUAGAACAUUUAUCCUUGCAUUCUCUAGAAUUACUUGCAUAUCUGGGCUCCUUAAUCUAAACUAAUAAAUACAGAGACAUUAAAGAGAACAGUCAUGUGGUGUUCUAAGAGGAUUAUGAAGGGUAAUACAAAAGUCACCUCGAUCAUAACAUCUUUCCUUACUUUUAGAUAUAUCUAUUUGCUAGCCUGUAAUUACGUUUAUCUAGCAGUUUUAACUGAUGUGUUAACAGCUAAGAAAAAAUAUUACUUGAUAACUAGAAAAACUGUGAAGUUUCAGCUUAAAGGAAACAACACUUUCCAGUAAUAAAAGGUAAUUAAAAAAAAAAGACAUAUGAAAUCACUUUUCUUAAUUCUGAAUCAAAAAUUCUGUUAGGAGUAAACAUUAAUGCCUGGAAAGGGGGUUAGAGGGAAUUCAGGACGGAAGCAGUGAUGGAAUGUUUACUAAAGCAGUGCUAUACAGUGCAGUGCUAUUGUGAAUAAUGAAAGGCUUACUGAGACCAACAGAGCAUUUUCUGAUGCAGUCAGCACAUGGAGCACAGUUACUGUGACAAGCCUCAAUAAUAGAGUAGUGUGAACAUUUCACAGGCUCCUACCUUCACAUUUUGGAGUCUUUCUGCCAACACUUGUGAAUGAGUGCAGAGCCAAACAUAAUUCUAGGCAUAAUGUGUCUUCAUGGAACUUUGAGUUAGUAUGAAUUUAAUUUUGGAAAGUGAUACAUUCCCACUGUAACUGGAAACAUUUUAAAAAUUAAAUUUUUAUGCACCAUGUAGUGUGAAAGUGAAGUAAAACUUUUAUUUGGAAUGUAAACUGUAUUUAGUGUUUCCUUGCUGGCUUAGGAAGGUCAGUGUGAUGCUACUUUUCCAAGCCAGUGGUAUCCUUUAAUAUCAAGGCAUGAACUUCAGUACUGUGCAACUGAGUCAAUGAGGUGGUUUUUCCACCCUCUUCUCCUGGGUGAUCCACAGGUUUGCUUCUUUGCCUGUAAGUAGAAGUAGCUGCGUUACUUUGCUAAGCCCAUUUGAAGAGAAGAUUUUGGUUUCUGAUUAAGCCUCUUCACUUUUGCUGUACUGUGUACAUGCUUUGGCAACAGCACUCAAUAAACUGGAGGAACUGAUCUUGAA